Messenger RNA from Contarinia nasturtii (swede midge), 1852 nucleotides. Its product is annotated as hydroxysteroid dehydrogenase-like protein 1. Bases 237 to 1232 code for a protein of 331 amino acids. Gene Ontology annotation, cellular component: endoplasmic reticulum. The transcript has 6 exons. The record is from RefSeq and is a predicted model, not a curated record. NCBI's taxonomy places the organism in Eukaryota, Metazoa, Arthropoda, Insecta, Diptera, Cecidomyiidae. Gene Ontology annotation, molecular function: oxidoreductase activity.
UUGAAGAAUUUAAAAUUUGAGAAAUAGAAAAAAAUAAUAUUUUCUAUUCGUGAGCAAAAAUAUUGUAAAUUUGUUCGAAUUUAUAGAGACUUAUUCAAGUGAAUUUGUCUAAUUUCUGUAACAAAAUUUAAAACCAGUUGUAAUAUGAACCAAAGUAAAUCAAUGAAGUGAACGUUUCAUUGGUUUGAAUAUCACAUUUGCAUCGAAAUCGACAAUUACAACAGAAAAGAAUUGCAAUGUGGGACCAAAUCAUACAGUUUGUGUUUAGUAUUCAACUUGUGGCGUUGAUAUUAAUUCUCAUUGGUGCUUAUGCAUUAUUAUGGUGGAGCAUUGAUAAUUUCAAAUCGAUUAUUCAAAUUAUUCGAAGUUUUCUGGUGCCAUAUUUUCAACCACACGAAGAUCUUCCACUCAGCGAAAAAUUCGGCAAUUGGGCAGUUGUGACAGGGAGCACCGAUGGCAUUGGACGAGAAUACGCCAAACAAUUGGCCAAUCGAGGCAUUAAUAUUGUACUUAUUUCAAGAACGAAAUCAAAAUUAAUUGAAGUGGCCAACGAAAUUGAAUCAUUAUAUCCAGUAAAGACAAAAUACAUCGUUGCAGAUUUUAGUAAUGGCAAAGAAAUAUACGAUGAAAUUGAAAAACAACUCAGCGGUAUUCCGGUCGGAAUUUUGGUGAAUAAUGUGGGACGAAUGUACGACUACCCUGACGAACUGGGCACAUUACCGCCUGAGUUCCUAUGGAGUUUACUCAACAUAAAUAUGGGAUCGGUGACUAUGAUGACGAGAAUGUUGAUCAAUGACAUGAAAAAACGUGGCAAAGGUGCCAUUGUAAAUAUAUCAUCGGGAAGUGAAUUACAACCAUUACCAUAUGCAGCUGUUUAUGGUGCUUGUAAGAUUUAUGUGAAGAAUUUCACAUUGGCCAUUCAGCAUGAGUUUGCACCGUAUGGCAUCUCCGUGCAAUUGAUCACACCACUUUAUGUGCGCACCAAAAUGAACAAUUACUCAACGACCGUAAUGAAAGGGAAUAUAUUUUGUCCGGACGUAGAAACAUAUACACGAUCAGCAGUAGCUAGUUUGGGAAGAACAAAUGAAACCACCGGCUAUUGGAUACAUGGUCUUCAGUAUGCAACAUGUAAAUUGGUGCCGACAUGGGCUCGAACAAUAAUUGGCGCAAAAUUGAAUGAAAAAUUUCGUGAUGAAUAUUUUGCACAACAAAAACCACAAGAUGUUAAAUAAUAAUUCAACAAGGCCAUUCCAUCAUCGAGCAUGAAUUUAUUACUAAAUAUGUUUGGAAUUGCAACAAAAAUAAAUUCCAUUUCAUUCGAAACUCAAAACAAAUAAAUAAUAAUCGCCGACAUUUAAAAAAAAAAACAUAAGUAUGAACUGAUUUAGUGAUUUCGUCAAAUUUGCUAGACACAUCGAAUUUGUAUGAUACUCUUGCAUGAGAAUAUCGGCAUUCUCUAGAAACCUAGAAAAUUAUCCUCAUUUUAUACAGAAUUCUCCACAUUUUUAUACGGUAUUUACUACACGCUGAAGGUGUAUUUUCUCAUUAAAUUAAAUUGCAUGAAAUGUAUCUCGUAAAUGGCUUCAAUACCGUGCAUGUUACAAAUAUUUGUUAUUUCCAAGUGAGUUCGCAUUUCCGAUAUUCGCCAUGUGUAAACAUAAAGAUUUUUUUUUAUAUUAUAAGAACUUGAUUAGAUUGAUUUUUUUAUUCACAAACACAGACAAACCGAAAGAUAACUAAUAUCGGAGCAAGGGUAAAGCAUUUCAUUUAUUUUUUCUUUUUGCUUGUUUUUGAUUCUUUACAAAAUAAUUAAAUAGUAUAUAUAUACAAUAUUGUAAUUACAAAAAAAAUA